GAAAUAAAGUUAGUUUCUUGGCUAUCACUCCAUGGAGGCCUUAGAUGUAUAAGUACACUGCACAUACCUUCCAUGAAGUAGGCCUGUUACAUUAAAUCCUUCACAUUCAAGCCAUCUCUUCAUUUCUUUUUCUUUUAUAUUCUUUUGUUCUUCAAAAGGGUAUUCAAAUUUUUAUUUGUAUUUAAAAUUUGUUCUCCUGUUAUAGAUGUUCUUCACAGAGUGUUUUCAUUUCCUUUCAAAGUCCUCCAUUUUGUGUGAAUUCAGAUAUAAUUGAUCAGUCUCCUCUUUUAUAAGUAGUACCCAAUCCAAGAGUCAUUUGACACUGCACACACACACACACACACACACACACACACACACACACAGACAAUUAUGGCUGAAACAGCCAAGUACAUGUUGGAGAAUGAUUUUGGCUGUGGUUUAGUAGGAGCAAUCUUCCAGCGUCGGAGCUCCAAGGCAAGCAAAGCAUUGGUGCGACCACUUCCAUCAAAUCGCGACAACAAUACAAUCAAGAAACCAAGCAUUCAAAAUCCCAAGAGGGAGCGAAGUGUCUCUGGUGAUGCUGCGAUUUUAGAUUCCUCUGAAUCGGCUAAACCUCCACCAAAACUAGAUGAAAAGCUGGUUACAACGCCUACUUUGGUUAAUCCGAGGCCUUCAAAUGCUGCAAGAAGCUCAAAGUCAUCAUCCCCAUACAGUUCAGGCCUUACGAAAGUGUCAGAAGCCCCUGCAGACAGCAGAAAGCUUAGAAGGGAGCCAACUUUCACCUCAAGCGAGCUGAGUAUGACGGUGUUUAAUCCCCGGUCCAAUGUAACCUCGGCUUCUUAUCCAGCUUCUUCAGGCAAUGUAAUGCCGUUAGGCCAUUUGGGUAAUUUGAAGCAGCUAGGGACUAAAAGUUCCUUAGCAAACAAUUCUCCUAACAUCACUCCUGGCACUCUGGAUUACCGGCAUAGGACUAUGCAACGGACAGGAAAUGGCAAAAUUGGUGGUACUGUGGGCAACAUUGUGAGGAGGCCUAGUGGCUCGAUGAAUAAAUUGGAUCCCGAGGCAUUGAAGUUGAUAGGAAAUGAGGAAUACAAGAAGGGCAGAUUCGAGGAGGCUUUGGCUCUUUACAAUCAAGCAAUUGCUCUUGAUUCAAGCAAGGCGUCUUGUUAUAGCAACAAGAGUGCAGCUUUGAUCUGCUUAGGCCGUCUUGUGGAGGCAGUCUUCGAGUGCAAAGAGGCCAUUCGGAUUGAGCCUUGUUAUCAAAGAGCUCAUCUUCGUUUGGCAAGGCUAUAUCUCAGAUUGGGAGAAGCAGAGAAAGCAUUGGACCACUACAUACAAUCAGGCCCCAAGGCUGAUUCUAAUGACAUCGCGCAAGCUCAAGCUCUUAUAAAACACCUCAGUAGGUGCAACGAAGCUCGGGAACUAAGAGACUGGAACACAUUGCUAAAGGAAAGCCUAUGUGCAGUAAGCUCUGGUGCUGAUUCUUCUCCACAGAUCUAUGCAAUGCAAGCAGAGGCAUUGUUGAAGCUCCAUAGACAUCAAGAGGCCUGUGACACCAUUAGGAUGGAGCCGAAAUUCCAGAUUGAGUCUUUGGCUCAAUUGUUUGGUUCCGCUACUAGUGCUUAUCUGCUAAUAAUUCGAGCUCAGAUUUACAUGGUUGAUGGCAGGUUUGAGGAUGCUGUGGCUGUUGGUCAGCUUGCAGCUUGGCUAGAUUCAAGCAAUGAGGUCAAUGCUGCAGUAAGGAGGCUAAGAGAAAUGGCAUCAGCGCGGGCAAAUGGAAACCAGCUCUUCAAGGCAUCAAAAUUCACCGAGGCCUCUAUUGCGUAUAGUGAAGGAUUAGAUCAUGAUCCAUACAACUCAAUUCUGCUAUGCAAUCUAGCAGCUUGUCGAUCUAAGUUAGGCCAAUUCGAGAAAGCCAUAGAAGAUUGCACUGCAGCACUCAAUGUCCGGCCCUCUUAUAGCAAGGCCAGACUUCGCAGGGCUGAUUGCAACGCCAAGUUGGAAAGAUGGGAGGCUGCAAUUCAAGACUAUGAGACAUUGAUACGAGAAACUCCGGGAGAUGAGGAGGUUGGCAAGGCUUUGUUUGAGGCUCAGGUCAAUCUCAAGAAGCAGCAUGGUGAAGACACUAAGGACCUGAAAUUGAGUUCUAAUCUGGUGCUCAUAUCUAGCAGUGAACAUUUCAAACACUUGGUAACAAGACCUGGGGUGUCUGUUGUGCUCUUCUGCAACAAAAUGUGCCACAAGCAAGUGUUGCAGCUCAUGGAGCAAGUUUGGAAGAGAUACCAAUCUGUCAACUUCCUCAAGGUGGAGAUUGAAGACCACCCCUACCUAGCAAAAUCAGAGGGUUUACGAACUAUUCCGGCCUUCCAGAUUUACAAUAACGGAUCAAAAAUCAAAGAAAUACCCGGGAACAACCCUGAAUUGUUAGAACAGUUGGUGAAAUCAUACAGCAGCUAAAGAGGGGAAAAAAAAUGCAAAAUCAAAGCUGAGAACAUUGUUUUCUAAGAAAGAGAUUGGAAGCAUAUUUAUCAAAACACAGAAAGAGUAAAGAAAGAGUCAAAGUGAGGUAACAUAUGCACUAACUGAACCCAAAAAAAAAAAAAAAAAAAAGGGUAAGAGGGGAAUUUCUUUUGUAUUGAUUAUGAAUAUCUGUAUAGUUGCUUCUUUCAUACUGUUUUGACAAAAGAAAUGCAAAUUGGUAGUGGAUUGCCUAUUUAUAUAUAUAACUGAUUGCUUAGUGGGUUGGUAAGAUAGUGCCCCACACUAAUUGUUCUUCUUAGCAUGAGCACAAACCAUGGUGGUUUAUGAUUAUUUUGAAUAUAUAUAUAUAUAUGUAUAUAUAUAUAUGUUGUCCUCAAUUGUUGACUAUGAAUCAAGAAUUCUCUUGGGAUUGAUAAUAUUUACAAAUAAUUCACUACUAUUGUAUAGUACAUGCCAAGCAACAUAACAGUUGAUGAAUCUUAAUUGUUACGUUUUUAUGUGUGUACAAUCUAAGCAAAUUUUGGUUGUUUUUUAAGAAACAAAACCCCUUGUGUGGAACUCCAAGGACUUAUCAGGUGGAUGUUUUGAAUUUCGACUUUUUAUGAGGGAUAGUCUUAUACGGAUAUUUCCUGAAUUAACGUAACAUUGGAAUCUGACACGUGUUCAAAGAGAAUUAGUGUCAGAAUCAUCCCACUCAGUUAAAAUAAUAGUAAUAAUAAUAGUAAAUUACAUAUAUGUUGG
Cornus florida is the source of this 3204-nucleotide messenger RNA. Its product is annotated as inactive TPR repeat-containing thioredoxin TTL3-like. The transcript is spliced from 7 exons. Gene Ontology annotation, molecular function: protein binding. The record is from RefSeq and is a predicted model, not a curated record. Lineage: Eukaryota; Viridiplantae; Streptophyta; Magnoliopsida; Cornales; Cornaceae. Gene Ontology annotation, cellular component: cytoplasm. Bases 373 to 2439 code for a protein of 688 amino acids.